Messenger RNA from Fundulus heteroclitus (mummichog), 979 nucleotides. Its product is annotated as cysteine dioxygenase, type I. The record is from RefSeq and is a predicted model, not a curated record. The coding region runs from base 77 to 679 and encodes 200 amino acids. Lineage: Eukaryota; Metazoa; Chordata; Actinopteri; Cyprinodontiformes; Fundulidae. Gene Ontology annotation, biological process: L-cysteine catabolic process. The transcript has 5 exons. Gene Ontology annotation, molecular function: cysteine dioxygenase activity; ferrous iron binding.
GAUGAAUCAGAUUUUUCAUCCGACGUGAAUCAAACAAGAGGAGAGAGAAAAAAAAAUCCUCCUUUGCCGGUCAGACAUGGAGCAAACCGAAGUGGUGAAGCCCGAAACUCUGGACGAGUUGAUUGCAAUCCUGCACAAGAUCUUCGAGAGUGACUGCAUCAAUGUAGAGGAGGUUCAAAAUAUCAUGGAAUCAUACGAGAGCAAGCCUCACGAAUGGAUGAAGUAUGCAAAGUUUGACCAAUACAGGUACACUAGGAACUUGGUUGAUGAGGGUAAUGGCAAGUUCAAUCUCAUGAUCCUCUGCUGGGGUGAAGGACAUGGCAGUAGCAUCCAUGACCACACAAACUCCCACUGCUUCCUGAAGCUGCUGCAGGGCCAGCUGAAGGAGACGCUCUUCGACUGGCCAGAUCGCAAAUCACAUGGAGACAUGGUGCAGAAAUCUCAGAGGAUCCUCCAGGAAAACAAAGUUGCUUACAUCAACGACUCCAUCGGUCUGCAUCGUGUGGAAAACGUCAGUCACACAGAGUGUGCUGCGAGUUUGCACCUGUACAGCCCCCCGUUCGAGACCUGCCAGACCUUUGACCAGCGAACGGGCCACAAGAACACUGUCAAGAUGACCUUCUGGAGCAAAUACGGAGAAAGGACUCCAUUUACCACAAUUUCACAAGAGAACAACUAGACGUCACUUAACGGGGCUCCAGCGGACGGAGACGUUAGCAUUUGGAACGAAAAUAAUUCAAGGGAAACUGCUGAGAAACCAUUAAAAAAAGUGGAUCCACAAUAACCAUGCUUCCUAUCUGAAAAUCAGGAGUGGACCGGUUCAAAACAGACAAUCCGCUAAUUGCAAUGGCUUUAUUGCUGCCCAGUGUGAACUUGGCAAAUACUGAUGAGCACAGGACGAAUGCAUGAAUGGGCUUGGACGUGAAUUGAAUCUGCCUUUUGUUUGCUGAGCCUGAAGAGAGCCUUUUUUUUUUUUUUU